Trematomus bernacchii (emerald rockcod) is the source of this 9281-nucleotide messenger RNA. RefSeq names its product endothelial PAS domain protein 1b (gene epas1b). Gene Ontology annotation, molecular function: DNA-binding transcription factor activity, RNA polymerase II-specific; protein dimerization activity; RNA polymerase II transcription regulatory region sequence-specific DNA binding. Gene Ontology annotation, cellular component: nucleus; transcription regulator complex; cytoplasm. Gene Ontology annotation, biological process: regulation of transcription by RNA polymerase II; cellular response to hypoxia. The record is from RefSeq and is a predicted model, not a curated record. NCBI's taxonomy places the organism in Eukaryota, Metazoa, Chordata, Actinopteri, Perciformes, Nototheniidae. The transcript has 16 exons. The coding region runs from base 264 to 2804 and encodes 846 amino acids.
UGCAGGUCAGAGAGAGCGAGCAGAUCUGCGAGUUCACACACCGGAGAGAGAGAGGAAAGUUAGCGGCAAAAUCAGCCUCUAAUACCCGGCCUGAGAGAGGCUUUCUGCGGGGAGAGGCGGUACAAUCCUCGGCAGUGUUCUGAGACUGUACGCCCCCAAUCCUCCAAUAACUGUCACUUCAUGGACUAAUAAAACUCCUGUCACUUCAAAAACUAACUAAAGUUGGACCUACUUUUGUCUGCGGAGGGAUUUACUGCACCAACAUGACUGCUGAUAAGGAGAAAAAGAGGAGCAGUUCGGAGCGUCGUAAGGAGAAGUCUCGCGACGCGGCUCGCUGCCGGAGGAGCAAAGAGACGGAGGUGUUCUACGAGCUGGCCAAUCAGCUGCCUCUCCCUCACAGCGUCAGCUCUCACCUGGACAAGGCCUCCAUCAUGAGGCUGGCCAUCAGCUUCCUGAGGACCCACAAGGUGCUGAACACAGGCUGCAGCAGCGUUAGAGACAGCGAGGAGGACGGACAGAUGGACAGUUUGUACCUGAAGUCUCUGGAGGGCUUCAUCACCGUGGUAACGUCCGACGGGGACAUGAUAUUCCUGUCGGAGAACAUCAACAAGUUCAUGGGGCUCACGCAGGUGGACAUCACUGGUCAGAGCAUCUUUGACUUCACCCACCCAUGUGACCACGAGGAGAUCAGAGAGAAUCUCAACCUGAAGACGUCCGGCAGUGGUUUCGGAAAGAAAGGCAAAGAUCUGAACACUGAGAGAGACUUCUUCAUGAGGAUGAAAUGCACCGUGACCAACAGAGGACGAACCGUCAACCUCAAGUCAGCCAGCUGGAAGGUGCUUCACUGCACGGGUCACCUGAAGAUCUACACCAGCGUUCCUCCUCGUGUUCUGUGUGGCUUCGCUGAGCCCCCGCUCACCUGUGCUGUCCUGAUGUGUGAACCCAUCGCUCACCCCUCCAACAUCGACACGCCGCUGGACAGCAAGACCUUCCUGAGCCGACACAGCAUGGACAUGAAGUUCACCUACUGCGACGACAGGGUGACAGAGUUGAUGGGAUACACUCCUGAUGAUCUGAUUGGUCGCUCAGUCUACGACUUGUAUCACGCCUUGGACUCAGACGGCGUCACCAAGAGUCACAACAACCUGUGCUCUAAGGGGCAGGCGGUCAGCGGUCAGUAUCGAAUGCUGGCGAAGAACGGAGGCUACGUGUGGGUGGAGACGCAGGGAACCGUUAUUUACAACAGCCGUAACUCCCAACCUCAGUGCAUCGUCUGCAUCAACUACGUCCUCAGUGACAUCGAGGAGAAGUCGAUGAUUUUGUCUCUGAAGCAGACCGAGCCACUGUUUAAGCCGCAACACAUGAGCAGCUUCUUCACCGCGGGGGGUGCAGGAGUGAGUGGAGAGCCCGGUGACUCUCUGUUCAACAAACUGAAGGAGGAGCCGGAGGAGCUGGCCCAGCUGGCGCCAACACCCGGAGACACCAUCGUCACCCUGGACUUUGAUUGCCCUGUGUUCGAGGAGCCUCCGCAGCCUGGAGGAUACACCCAGGUGUCGGCUGCAGCUAUGUCCCCUCCUGGACCUCCUUCCUGGGCCAUCGAGAGCCACAAGCUCUCCCGCCCGGUACCACUUCCAAGAGAAAUGUCCAACAUGGUGGGACCGUUCACCCUUCAUCAGAAUCCUCCGCCAAGCAGCAACACCCCCAGCCUGAGCAGCUGCUCCACGCCCAGCAGUCCAGGAGAUUACUACACCUCCCUGGAGAGUGACCUGAAGGUGGAGCUGACGAAGAAACUGUCUGCUCUGGAGACAGAGGGCAGCGACAGCCCUGCAAACACUGAGGUGCCUAGGGACCUGAGUGAUUUGGACCUGGAGACGUUGGCUCCGUACAUCCCGAUGGACGGCGAGGACUUCCAGCUGCACCCCAUCAUCCCCGAAUCUGAUUCCAUGGAGGGGGGGUCCAACAUCCUGCAUCCCACCAAACCCAUCAAACCCAGUUUCAGCAACAUCGCCAGCCUCUUUCAGCCUCUUUCCUCCCCCCAAAACCCACCGGGAAACUUCCAGCAUCAGGCCGCAUUAUCCUGGGCUCCAGAGGGGGAAAGGGGCUCCAGAAUAGGAGGGUCUUACAUGAAUAAUCCCUCCUAUCAGGCUCCAGCCACUACCAGCACCCCUCUGUCCUCCAUGGGGGGCAUGCAGAAUCUGCAGUGGCCCCCAGACCCUCUGUUAACCUACCAACAACAACAACAGACGCCCAAGGUCUACCUGAGGGAGCCUUUGUUGAGAGAGGAGAGGCCAUCAUGCCAGCAGAACAUGUCUCACCUGAUGCAGAAACAGAGGUCCGUUGAUAACUUUGUGCAGGCCUACAGAGACAUGAGUCCAGCCAGAGUGGCCAUGGCCAACAGCAUCAAGCGCUCCUUCAAUCAGAUGGCUGUGGGCGAGGGUCCUACGUCAGACUGCAUGUGGAAGAGAAUGAGGAGUGACAGCAACAUGGAUCGCUCCCUCAGUGCAGGAUCACUGGAAGCGUCAGACAUGGAGAUGAUGUCUUCACGUCUGCAGCAACACAGGAAGUCUCAGUUUCCAGGAAACGAGAAACUCUUUUCCCAAAAGAGCUGCAACUUCACACCGUACAACCUGCAGCCUUCCAGCAAGAGCCAGGGGAUUGCAAGCCGUCUGCUGGGCCCUUCCUUCGAGGCGUCUUGCCUGCCGGAACUGACCCGUUACGACUGUGAGGUGAACGUCCCUCUGCAGGGGAACCUGUACCUGCUGCAGGGCUGCGACCUGCUCAGAGCCCUGGACCAAUCAGCCUAGAGAUUAAACAACAUAGACUUAAAGCCUUCUGAGGCUAAGCUACCUACAGGGGACGGUAUUCAUUACCCUGACUCAUUAUAGGGCUCAAUCUGUCCCUCUAUAGUCCUGCAACAUCUUAAACAAGCUGAGAUAUCAGGGUCAAGCCACUUAAAGCCCCUUUUUCCUCUUGACUUAAAUCAGAUGAAACACAAAAGCAUUGAGCCGACCACCUAGACUACAAACACACAUAGGAUAUAUAACCAGGGUCACUCGGUGAACAAAUAUCAAGAAAAUAUCUCACAGAGUAAAUGUGAUGAAUCUCUCUCUGACACCCUGAUGGUUCUAUGUGUUCAGAAACUCUGGCUUUUGGUGUAAAAUGGGUAAAAGUGGCAGGUCUGCACCUAACCCUAAACCCUAAAUACCACCAGCUGUUUCCUGCUAAGGCUCAGUGAGACCCUGAUAUGAACUCUAUGCAGCUCAUUUCCUUUCUCUUUCCCUGCAUUUAGCUCAGAGGAGAAGUACUAUAGACACUGUGUUCUUUCACUUUGUGUAUUUGACCAGCAAUUAGACAGAGCCUUUCCAGCAAUUAGACAGAGCCGCUCUUUCCCCUAGUCCCAGUCAAAGUCUCAAUCGGGAGUUGUUAAAUGGUUCUUAACUGUAGCCAUCUUUUUAAAAUUUGUAAUGAUAAUUUUACAAUGCAUGCUCUUUGAUUAUGCAGAUUAACCCCCCCCCCCCCUAUAACAAAUAAAUAAGAUGGUUGAUAAAAGACACAACUUCCAAAUCACACGACGAGAUUUCAGAACGUCGAAACUCAAGAAAAGACUUGAAAAAAUAAAUAUAUUUCAGUUUUAUUUCAUUUUCCAAAGAGAAACUGAUAAUUAGAAUCUAUAAGAAGAAUAUAAAUGAGACCUAAAUCUGCACAAUCCUUUUCCACAAAUACAAAACUACUCAUUAUAAUUUUAUUAACAGAGUAUGAUUCAGACAAAGUACUUCUGUUUGGGUCAAUUUAAAAUAAAUAUGAAUUGUUAUUUAGGUAUUCAAAUGAGUCUAUUUCUCCGUCGUUGAACCGAGAAAUUUGAUCAGAUUCACCGACAUUUAAAUGGACUGUUUAGUUUCUCCUCAUUUAUUUUGUUAUAUUUUCACUCUGCCUACCAGAUUCCUUUAUUGUGUUGGUGUCUCUCUCACAGACACACUAAUAAACAUAUAUUGCAAUACAUGUACUCUACUGUAAGUUGAAUACGUUUUAUGUUUCUAUCUUCUCUUCUUCUAAAACGUCUUUCACUUUUUCCACAGUCAGGUCAUGGAUUACAGGGUUAUUUUUCUCUUAUUGUGCAAUUAUUUCACUGAGAUAGUCAGUAUCAUAGCUUUUAUAGCCUUUUACACAAUUCUGAUUGCUUGUUGUUAGACUUACACUAUACAAGAAAAAGUACAUUUAAAGACUAUCUUAGGGGCAGCGCUGAGGAUAAAAGAGGAUGCAAUCUUUUUUUUUUGCUCUAUUUUUUGCCAUUAAUAGACCAUCAGUGUUUUAGGCUACCUAACUAUAGAUCAAGUUUAGUUUCGCUUGUUUCGUCGUGUUAGUUUAACUUGCAAAAAACAUAUAUUUCUCUUAAAGUUACCCUCUCUGUAACGCUGUUUAAAUGCAACUUGAUUAGACAAGUCUGCCGUGCAUUGCCUGAUUCAUUCAAUUUAAUUGAUCAAUCUAAAGAUAUUGCACACUGUAUAGCUGCAGCUUUGUUGGAUUACUUGAAUUCAGGAAAUAUAACAAACAUAGUGAACACUUUAAAUUAUGUUGUUGAUAAUUCCCAGAGGAAUUAAAAUCCGACCAUCAGUCCAAAAGCCAAAGAUAUUAAUUUAAAGAAAAAUUCCAAACAACAGCGACAAUGUUAGCUGUAAUGUAAAGAAUGUGAGAUUUGCACUAAAUGUGCUAAAAGUCAAUGAUCUGCCACUUUAAGAUUCCUUAAAGGGGAUAUAGAUGAGGCUCCACCAACUUUCCGUUGAAAACAAAGAGUUGGUGCCAAGCUGAAAAUAUAGUUUAUCGUGCCUAAAAGCUGCUUCGUCGUGUAUUGCACAUUAAACAACAGAAAUUAUCUAGAAUUUAGAUUUUUUUAUACUUUCACUUCGCAAAAAAAGGCAGUAUAUCACAGUUAGUAAUGAUGCUAACGAUGCUCACGUCAACGUAAAAACUCAAUGUACUGUAGUGACUGUAGACGCUGCAUUAAAAUAUUAAUGACUGACAAGCCAAGGACAUCUCAAUGUAAUUAUUAGCAACUCGUCCAUCAUUAGAUUGAAAGGAAAUCUAUCCCUUAUAUAUAUUUUAAUGUCACCGUAUCUUCACCGAUCAUCGAUGAAAAAAUGCACAGUAUUCUUAAUAUUUGGAUAUGAUUGUUGUAAAACCUCAGAAUCUGCAUUUACCGCCAGUAAUAUCAACAAUGGAACACAAAAAGGGGCGGGGCCAUUAUGUAGAGGGAAAGUACUUGAGCCAAUCAGAGGGGUCGAUCCAAAAAAAGAAGUCCUACUUGAAUUAAAAAAGCCACUUUAACUUUUGAUGAAUUAGGGCAGUGGAGGUCGCUCCAUCCCAAAAAACUAGAUAGUGUUUAGUAAAUAAUUGAGUCAUUUAUGUGUUCAUUAGCCUUAGUUUCAUUGCAGCCUUUAAAAAGCGACUUGAAAGUGUGUGUUUUAAACUUCAUGAUUAGGAAAAAGGCCAGUGUUUCUUGUAAUCCACGACACAAAGUAGCUGCCAAUAUCAGAAAGCUUUGAGAAUAUCACUCUGCGAACUAGAAGCUGAAAUGAUAUAUCUUUGAAUAUAUAAUCUCCUCCGCAGUAUGCCAUCAGUGAAAACACUUCUCUGUUUCCUUUCAGUAUUUUUCCUAAAUCUCGCUCUACUUUCUGGAGGGUAAUCGUCUUCUUGUGAUGACCACUUAAGAGUAUGAAUUACAGAGCUUUGUUCACGUUACGUAUUUAAAGAGACAAAACUAAUGUUGAAGAUAGUGUUUUUUAGUGUUUAUGUGUUCUGGUACUUUGUCCUUAUCUACCCUGUAGAUGCCGAUGGAUCAGAUCCUUCAGUGCUGUUUCUGUGUUCGUGGCAUUUUGUUUUAUCCUCUAUCUCUCAAAUAUCUAUUGAAUCUGUUGGUUGGGCAGUUCUGUUUUUGUUCUUGCUUUAAGACAUAAAAAAAAAAAAAAAAAGUUCAGAUUUAAACAUGAGUUUCACUUUUUCAGAUAUGUAGCAUUUUGAAUAUUGUAAAGAGGGUGAAGUUGCUUUAUGAAUAAUCACAUAGUUGCAUAUAUAAAAGCAAUGUUGCUUCAUAUACCAUGUAUGUGUCAUUUCUAGGACCUGUAUUACAUAUCUUGGAUCCAGUAACACUAUAUUUUGAUGUUGUAUGUUGUGCUGACAUUUUCUUUAAAGUUGGUUUUAAUCUGUAAAAUGUGCCUUAUGGUUGUCUCAAAACAUGCCCGAUUUGCCCUUCGAGCGCACAGUUUGUUCCCUUAACCUGUUGAUAACUUCUUCCUAUUCCAAUAUAAAAUAAAAUCCUAACUUGACAUUGUAUCUAGCAAUUAUAUGAAGUACAAAUACAGAAACAGAUUUGCUUUUGUUGGCCUUUUGCACAAUGGGGAUACAAUGUCAUAAUUGGGAUGAUUUCACGAUAACCCCCUUAACUUUCAAAGACAAUAGCUCCUUUAUUCUAGUCUGAGAACAUCCAACAAUAGCCAUGUUUAGAUGCAAGUAGAACCCUUUUAGAACCCGUUGUAGAUCCCCUGGUGAUGACGAGUCAAAAUUAGUGAAAGGUUUCAGAGGGAAUGGAUUCCCCAGCUCAUCGAAAGACCUGACAGUCUGUUUGGUGACGAAGCUGAUCGAGGGUUUUUCAGAUUAGUUGAAAAAAAAAAAAGAUUUGACUGUAGUUUAAAAAGUUCUCUUGGGAGAGUCAAAGGUCAAAAAGUGCCCUGCAUGAGUGCUUAAUAAUGCACAUGAGCACAAAAGCUUUAUUCCAUGGACGUAUAAAGAGAACUGGAUUCAGGGUUUGAGGCGGGUAGUUGAGUUUUGCUUGAGUCCUGCCUCCAUUCACUAAACCCCGCCUCCAUUCACUAAACCCCGCCUCCACUUCGGCACAUUUUUUAGCACUUUACAACUUUUAGACCCUUUAAAUAAGGGUUACAAAAUAAUUCGUACUGGGUUGUUGAUUUGGCUAGGGGGAAAAAAGUAUAUGCUGAUUUAAAGACGUCCCUUUCCUAAUGUAAGUCAAUGGGGGAACGUUUUUUUUGACCCAAUGACAUCAUGGACUUUAACCUAAGUGUAGUACCGCCGUUUGGCCACUACAAAAAUGUGCGUAUACGUCAAGCGUACUUUCUGGGUGCUUGCUUCAUUCAUGUUUUUGUCCAUUAUCAUAUUAUUUGGCCCUUUUUCAAUUGCUAAAAUCAUUAGAGCACGAUAAUCUGGAAGUUAAGACUUAAAAUCCUAUCAUAACUUCUGAAAAAUUCAAAUAUUUGACGAUCCACAUUCUGGAAGAGUUCACAGUGAAGACGCCAGCUCAGGCACAUGGUGUUUAUUUGGAUUGCAGAUUAAUAUUUCUUCGGGCAGUGGGUGUGGACACAGUUUGGACAGUUAUAGGAGAUAUGAUAAAGAUUGAUGUUGAGUGAAACGUAGAAAGAGAGAUACUGCUCAGCCUGCCCACUGACGCAUAUCUCUCAACUCCUACUCUCGACAUACAACUCAUCAGUUUCCACUCUCACUCCCCUUUUACCUCCUGAUAUAUCAGCAAAUUACUUUAUAUAAGAGCACGUUUUUAUUAUUGCUCAAAUUGAAAGUUCGUCCCAAGCCGAAACACGGACCAAAUUACUUUUUGUAGGAUUAUGUAAAGCAAGUCUAUGUCUGAUCAAACGUUGAUUUUCCAGAAAAGCCUCCUACAGCUUUUCCCAAAGCAAGUCCUUAUUAUUAUAAUUGCAGAUUUAAUGUAAGAUAUUAAAACUGUCCCAAUCUGUACCAUGUACUACGUUCUUUAUUGGAGAGAAAAGAGAUUUUUUGGGCGAUGUCAAAUGAAAUAAAGGCACCUCAGAUGGACUUUUUAGCAACUGAUGAGAUUUUAACUAAAUUGGUUUAAGGUAUGUGGAAAUAGUUGGCUAGAUGGAUGUUGGUUUAAAAAUAUAAAAUCUAGGCAGAGAGAAAGUCCCGCCCCCAUUUGAAGCUAGCAUCUGCUCCACUAGAUCUAAAGGGUUGUCUAAAUUAACACACUUAUUUAUUUGGACCAAGAUAAUAACUACUUAUAUACACUUUAUAUAGUCUUACAUUUUCUUAGGAGAUGUAGUUGUUUAUCUUAACCCUGUUGUAUCUUUGCUCAAUUGAAAAAACUUAAAACUUUUACUCCUCAAUUGUCACAUAAUACAUUCAAGUUUCUUAAAAUAUUGACAGUUACCCAUAGGGACAGGUGUUAGUUGUUCAUAAAAACUAAUGCUAGUAGCACAGGCAAUUUUAAAAAUGGGCGGGGCUUCAGCUCAGAGAGGAUGUCCCGCCCCCUUUUGAAGCUAGUUUCUGCUCCAAUAGAAGUAGCCUAUAUUUACCGGUAUAUAUCAAUGUUUCUUAAAAUAUAGAUACAUAACGAUAGGAACAGGUGGUCAGAGAAACUGAAUGAGCAAUAAAGCUAAUGCUAAUAGCACAAAUGCUAUUACAAAAAUGGGCAGGGCUUCAGCUCAGAGAGGAAGUCCCGCCCUCAUUUAUAGCUAGCUUCUUCUCCUCUAGAUUCUACGAGAAAAUGUAAGUAUAUAUACCAGUAUGUAUUAUUGUUUCUUAAAAUCUAGAUACAUAACAAUAGGAACAGGUGGUCAGAGAAACUGAAUAAAGAUAUCUCUCUGAGCUAAAAAGCUAAUGCUAGUAGCACAGACGCUAACCUGAAAUGGGCAGGGCUCCAGCUCAGAGGGGAAGUCCCGCCCCCAUUUAUAGCUAGCUUCUUCUCCUCUAGAUUCUACGAGAAAAUGUAAGUUUAUAUACCAGUAUGUAUUUUCGUUUCUUAAAAUAUAGAUACUUAACGACAGGAACAUGUGUUCAGAGAAAUGCUAGUAGCACAGAUGCUAACCUAAAAUGGGCGGGGCUUCAUCUCUUUGUUUAAACACUAGAAAGCUUCUCACCAGUCGUAGUCCCAAACAAACUGUGCUGCUCGUAGGGUUUCCCAACAAAGGAAAAUACAGAAUGUUUCCAGGAGUUAAUACCCAUAAUUCAUUGCACUUCCUCUUUACAAGAAGAUAUCAGCAUUUUGUCUUUCGUCUCGUGGCAACAGGGUUUUUGUUUGUCCUCAUGGGACCUAUGUUCAGUUACUCAUAUUCUGUUUUUAUCUUCGUCAUACAGUGCAGUUAUAUUAGCUGAUUCAGCAUUUUUUUACAUGUUAAAAAUGCAUAUUGACCUUAUUAUUAUCAUAUACUGUUAUCAUUGUAAUGGGGAGUUUAACCCCAGUAAGAAGUUUGUGUUUCUGCACUGAUAUCUUAUUAUUAAAGCAUACUGAUCUUUCCCUUCGA